Onychostruthus taczanowskii (white-rumped snowfinch) is the source of this 1194-nucleotide messenger RNA. It is a transcript of the gene AGXT, whose product is annotated as alanine--glyoxylate and serine--pyruvate aminotransferase. NCBI's taxonomy places the organism in Eukaryota, Metazoa, Chordata, Aves, Passeriformes, Passeridae. The coding region runs from base 16 to 1194 and encodes 392 amino acids. The record is from RefSeq and is a predicted model, not a curated record. Gene Ontology annotation, cellular component: peroxisome. The transcript has 11 exons. Gene Ontology annotation, molecular function: L-serine:pyruvate transaminase activity; L-alanine:glyoxylate transaminase activity.
ACAGCACGGCGUGCCAUGGCCAGCAGCGUGCUCCGCGUUGCCCCUCCGGAGGAGCUGCUGCGGCCCCUGGCCGUGCCCGAGAGGCUGCUGCUCGGCCCGGGGCCCAGCAACGUGCCCCGCCGCAUCCAGGCUGCGGGCGCCCGCCAGCUCCUGGGCCACAUGCACCCUGAAGUGCUGCAGGUGAUGGAUGAGAUCAAGGCAGGCAUCCAGUACGCCUUCCAGACACAGAACAGGCUGAGCCUGGCCAUCAGUGGCAGCGGCCACUGUGCCAUGGAGGCCGCCCUCGUCAACCUGCUCGAGCAAGGUGACACCGUGCUGGUGGCCAUCAAUGGCAUCUGGGGACAACGUGCCGCCGAUAUUGCCAGGAGGCUGGGAGCCAAUGUCUGUGAGCUGCUGAAGCCCCCGGGCAAGUACUUCACUCCACGAGACAUUGAGCAGGGCCUGGUGCAGCACAGACCUUUGGUGCUCUUCAUCACCCACGGCGAGUCCUCCACAGGGGUGCUGCAGCCGCUGGAGGGGCUGGGCGAGCUGUGCCACCGGCAUGGCUGCCUGCUGCUUGUGGACACAGUGGCAUCGCUUGGGGGAGCCCCCAUCUUCAUGGACCAGCAGGAGAUCGAUGUCCUGUACUCAGGGUCCCAGAAAGUCCUCAACGCACCCCCUGGCAGUGCCCCCAUCUCAUUCAGUGAGAGAGCCAGGGAGAAGCUGCUGAGGAGGAAGACAAAGCCCCCAUCCUUCUAUCUGGACAUGGGCUGCUUGGCAAACUACUGGGGCUGUGACGGGGAGCCGCGGAGGUACCACCACACAGCACCCAUCAACAGCUUCUUCAGCCUGCGGGAGGGCUUGGCCCUGCUGGCAGAACUGGGUCUGGAGAGCUCCUGGGAGCGACACCGGGCCAACUGCACCCUGCUGUGCCGGGGGCUGCUUGACAUGGGGCUUGAGCUCUUUGUGGAGGAGGAGGAGGCCAGACUUCCCACCAUCACCACUGUCAGGGUGCCUGAGGGCUACAACUGGAAGGACAUCACGGCCUUUCUGAUGGACAACCACGGCAUGGAGAUCGCUGGGGGCCUGGGCCCCACGGUGGGCAAGGUCCUGCGCAUCGGCCUCAUGGGCUGCAACUCAACCAGGGCCAACGUGGAGCGAGUGCUUGCAGCCCUGCGAGAUGCCCUCCAGCGCUGCCACCGCAGCCGGCUGUGA